AUGAUUAUUAUGCCAUAUUAUCCAUUAGGUGAUUUGACAAAUUACAUAACUAAUGACUUUUAUGAUAUUAGUUGGAAAACAAAGUUGGAUAAAUUAAAAAGUAUUAUAAACGGGCUUAUUAAUAUACAUGAUGCCAAUAUUGUACACAGAGAUUUUCACAGUGGAAAUAUCUUUUUUCGUGAUAAAUUUCCAUAUGUAUCAAUAGGUGAUUUGGGAAUAAGUAAAUCUGCAACUGAAUCUACAGAUGAUAACGAAAAUUAUGGUAUUAUUCCUUAUAUGGCACCAGAGAUUUUUCGAGGUCAAAAAUAUACCAAAGCUUCAGAUAUUUAUAGUUUUGGAAUGAUUAUGUGGGAGUUUAUGACGGGUAGAAGACCUUUUUGGGAUAAAGUUCACGAUACAGAACUCAUAAUUGAAAUAUAUAAAGGUUCAAGGCCACCAAUUGUUACAAAUGCGCCUGAAGAUUAUGUUGAUUUAAUGAAAGAAUGUUGGCAUUCAGAUCCAAAUAAAAGACCAACAGCUUUAUAUGUAUUUGAAGUAAUGUGUAAUAUUUAUAGUAAUGAACGAAAAAAUAAAUCUAGAAUCAUAAAAUCAUCAGAUAUUGGUCCUGUAAAAAUAAAUAAUCCAGGUGCUAUUUAUAAAAGUAGACCUAUAAGUAGUAUGAGUAGUAUGAUUCAAUCUGCGAUAUCUACAAGAACUUUAUCUACUGGAAGUUUAACAAGUCAAUCUAUAACUUCAGAAAUUGAUAAAAGGAAGUUUGUAGAUAAUCGAGUUGAAAAUGAUUUGAAUGAAGGUAAAAGUAAUAAAAAGAUUAAAUUAGUCGAAAAUGAAAAUAAUGAUUAUCUUACAGAAGAACUUGAAUUGGAUAUUAAUAUAAAUCCUGAACAAAAUAACAAUGAAAAAUACAUUACCCAAGAAAUCGAUUUUGAUAUUUGAAUGUAUUUAAAAUCAAUCGUUUAAAAUUUCUGUAACGGUAAAUAUUUGUUGUCUAGGUUGUACGAAAUUAUUUAUAUUUCAUAAAUUUAUAACUUUAUUUAUU
This is a messenger RNA of Rhizophagus irregularis DAOM 181602=DAOM 197198, 1036 nucleotides long. The record is from RefSeq and is a predicted model, not a curated record. NCBI's taxonomy places the organism in Eukaryota, Fungi, Glomeromycota, Glomeromycetes, Glomerales, Glomeraceae.